Quercus lobata is the source of this 909-nucleotide messenger RNA. RefSeq names its product disease resistance protein RGA2-like. Lineage: Eukaryota; Viridiplantae; Streptophyta; Magnoliopsida; Fagales; Fagaceae. The record is from RefSeq and is a predicted model, not a curated record. Bases 1 to 909 code for a protein of 302 amino acids. The transcript has a single exon.
AUGAAUGGAAUAGAAAGUUUUCCCUGCCUAAGCACAUUAAGAAUCACUGAGUGCCCAAAGUUAGUUGAAAUUCCUAUUAUUCCUUCCAUUACAGAUUUGACUAUGAGAAGCAACAAUGCAAUGUUAAUUAGGUCAGUGAUGAAUCCCACUUCACUUUCUUCCCUUGUGAUUGAAGACAUGGAUGAUGAAUUGACAGUUCUUCCAGAUGGACUGUUGCAAAAUCAUAAGACGCUUAAAAAGUUGGAGAUUUCCAAAAUGCCCAAUCUCAAGUCACUGACUAAUCAGUUGGAUAAUCUUUCUGCGUUGAAUGAAUUUCGUCUUGAAUGUUGUGACAAGAUCGAAAGUCUUCCAGAAGGACUCCAGAACUUACAUUCAUUACGGAGACUUUCUAUAAAGGAGUGUAAUAAUCUUUUAUCCUUACCAAUGAAUGGUUUGCAGGACUUAUCUUCACUACGGAGUUUAUCCAUUUCGAGCUGCUACAAAUUCUGCUCUUUGUCGGAGGGAAUUCAAUAUUUAAUUGCACUUGAACAUUUAUAUAUCAACAGGUGUCCUAAGUUAUUUUCAUUGCCAGAGGGUAUUCAACAUCUAACUACUCUCCGUUAUCUGUUCAUCUGGUACUGUGAAGACUUAUCUUCUCUGCCUAAGCAGAUUGGAUGCCUCACAUCGCUUUCAGAUUUGGAUAUUUGGAAAUGCCCUAAUCUAAUGUCUAUGCCAGACGAGCUACAAAAUCUUACGUCACUCAAAUUAUUGAUGAUUGAAGGAUGCCCACAUCUGGAGAAGCGGUGCAAGAAAGACAGUGGAGAGGAUUGGCAUAAAAUAUCUCACAUCCCCAAAGUUCUCAUCAUUCCUUAUUCAGAGAUACCAUCAUCGACGGGUUGGGGAUCGCUACGAAAACUGAAAUGUUGCUAA